AACCCACCCUCCAAGCUCAGUCAUAUCUCUCUGCAUUUUUGAAAACGUAUCGUCGCCUCCUCUCAACCCUCUGUACCAGACUCGCCGGCGAUCGGCGGGGCACCUGAAUUAAACAAUUCAACGGCUUUGCUCUCCUCCACUCCUCCCGUUUCGAAUUAUUUAUGCGUUUGUCGCGGCAUAUCUAUAGGUAUAUAUAUUUUGAGCUUGCGUGCGCGAAUAGAAUAGAUAUUUUGAUAGGUUGCAAUGUCGGAGGACGAGAAAUUAUUGAAGGAGGCGAAGAAGCUGCCGUGGGAGGACCGGCUGACUCAUAAGAAUUGGAAGGUUAGAAAUGACGCCAACAUCGACCUCGCGGAGCUGUGCGGCUCUAUCACGAAUCCCAAGGACCCUCGCCUACGUGAAUUCGGACAUUUUUUCAAAAAGGCUGUGGCGGAUUCUAAUGCGCCGGUGCAAGAGAAGGCACUUGACUCGCUAAUAGCUUACUUAAAAGCUGCCGAUGCUGAUGUUGGAAGGUAUGCAAAGGAAAUAUGUGAUGCAAUUGUAGCAAAAUGCUUGACGGGUAGGCCAAAGACAGUAGAGAAGGCACAAGCUGCGUUUUUGCUUUGGGUAGAAUUGGAAGCAGUUGAGGCAUUCCUGGAUGCAAUGGAGAAAGCCAUUAAAAAUAAAGUUGCCAAAGCUGUUGUUCCUGCAGUAGAUGUUAUGUUUCAGGCCUUAAGUGAAUUUGGGGCGAAGAUUGUACCACCAAAGAGAAUAUUGAAGAUGCUUCCUGAAUUGUUUGAUCAUCAGGAUCAAAAUGUUCGAGCUUGUGCUAAGGGGCUUACACUGGAACUUUGUCGAUGGAUUGGCAAAGAUCCUGUGAAAUCAAUACUUCUUGAGAAAAUGCGUGACACUAUGAAAAAAGAAUUGGAGGCUGAACUAGUUAAUGUCACUGGAUCUGCUAAGCCAACUAGGAAAAUAAGAUCUGAACAAGACAAGGAGCCAGAACAGGGUGCCGUUCCUGAGGUAGCUGGCUCUGGCCAUUCUGAAGAAUCUGUUGCAGAAAUUCCGCAGGAGAUAGAUGAGUAUGAGCUUGUAGAUCCGGUUGAUAUUUUGACUCCUCUUGAGAAGUCGGGCUUUUGGGCAGGAGUGAAAGCUGCCAAAUGGUCGGAAAGAAAGGAAGCUGUUGCUGAGUUAACUAAACUUGCUUCAACAAAGAAAAUAGCACCGGGUGACUUUACUGAAAUUUGUCGGAUGCUGAAGAAGCUGAUUACAGAUGUAAACAUUGCUGUAGCAGUUGAAGCCAUCCAAGCAAUUGGAAAUCUUGCUAGGGGAUUGAGAACCCAUUUUACAGGGAACUCUCGCUUGCUGUUGCCUGUUUUGCUGGAAAAAUUGAAAGAGAAAAAGCCUACUUUGAUGGAUUCACUUACGCAGACGCUCCAGGCAAUCUACAAAUCAGGGUGUUUAAACCUUGCAGACAUUGUUGAAGAUAUUAAGACGGCUACGAAAAAUAAAGUUCCACUAGUUCGAUCUUUGACAUUAAAUUGGGUUACAUUUUGCAUUGAAAUGAGCAGCAAGGCUGUUAUUGUCAAAGUACAGAAGGAAUAUGUUGCCAUUUCUAUGGAGUGCCUAAAUGAUGGAACACCUGAGGUUAGAGAUGCUGCAUUUUUAACUUUGGCAGCUAUUGCUAAGUUGGUUGGUAUGAGACCACUAGAGAAGUCAAUUGAGAAACUUGAUGAUAUUAGAAAGAAGAAGCUUUCUGAAAUGAUUGCAGGAUCUGGUGGUGGUGAAUCUACUGUCGCAGUAGUUACAGGUGCAGCACCGUCAUCUAGGGCAACUGUACCUUCGUCAGAGGCUUCAGAUGGUUCAUUUGUUAGACGUACAGCAGCUAGCAUGCUGAGUGGAAAAAAACCUCUUCAGGCAGCUCCUGCUAGUAAGAAAGCCGCACCUUCAAAAUCGGGUGCAACUAAAAAGGUAGAGGGAGGUGGGCAAUCAAAAACUUCCAAGCCUGUGGAAAUUGAAGAUGUUGAGCCUGAAGAGAUGAGUUUUGAAGAGAUCGAAAGCAAAUUGGGUUCCCUUAUACAAGCAGAGACAAUAUCAAAAUUGAAGAGUUCCGCGUGGAAAGAGAGGCUUGAAGCUAUUGUGUCAUUUAAAGAACGAGUUGAAGUACUACCAGAACUUGAUAUGUCUAUAGAGAUUUUAAUUCGUUUGCUAUCAACUGUUCCUGGAUGGAGUGAGAAAAAUGUUCAGGUCCAGCAGCAGGUUAUUGAUGUUAUUACCCACAUUUCCUCAAAAGCAUCAAAGCUUCCCAAAAAAUGUGUUGUGCUAUGCCUUCAAGGCAUUGCUGAAAGAGUAGCUGAUAUUAAAACUCGUGCUCAAGCCAUGAAAUGCCUCACUAGUUUCUGUGAAGCUGUGGGUCCAGGAUUUGUUUUUGAGAGGCUUUAUAAAAUUAUGAAAGAGCAUAAGAAUCCUAAAGUUCUUAGUGAAGGCAUACUAUGGAUGGUCACAGCAGUUGAUGAUUUUGGCAUCUCUUCUCUAAAACUUAAGGAUUUAAUUGAUUUUUGCAAGGAAAUUGGCUUGCAAUCCAGUGUUGCUGCCACACGGAAUGCUACCAUAAAACUUAUUGGGACUUUACAUAAAUUUGUUGGUCCAGAUAUCAAGGGAUUCCUGUCAGAUGUAAAACCUGCUCUUCUUAGUGCUCUCGAUGCAGAAUGUGAAAAUAAUCCAUUUGAGGGUGCUUCUGCUGUCACAAAGAGGACAGUGAAGACAUCAGAUCCCAUAUCAGUGUCUAGUGGUGGGCUAGAUAGUCUGCCUCGUGAAGACAUUAGUGGCAAGAUUACACCUGCCUUGCUAAAGGGCUUUGAAAGUUCAGAUUGGAAGAUUCGUCUGGAAUCUAUUGAAAGUGUAAAUAAGAUCUUGGAAGAGGCCAAUAGACGAAUUCAACCAUCUGGAACUGGAGAGCUGUUUGGUGCUCUUAGAGGCCGACUGCUUGACAGCAACAAGAAUAUAGUUAUGGCAACAUUGUCUACUUUUGGUAGUGUUGCAUCUGCAAUGGGACCUGCAGUUGAGAAAUCAAGCAAGGGAGUUCUCACAGACAUUUUAAAAUGUCUUGGUGAUAAUAAAAAACACAUGAGAGAGUGUACUUUGAGUACACUCGAUUCUUGGGUAGCUGCUGUUCAUCUCGAUAAAAUGAUACCUUAUAUCUCUGCCGCAUUAAUUGAUUCAAAAAUGGGUGCUGAGGGGCGAAAAGAUCUUUUUGACUGGUUGUCCAGACAACUUAGUGGAUUGAAACAAUUUCCUGACGCUGUGCAUCUUCUAAAACCUGCUGCAUUUGCUAUGACGGGUAAAUCAGCUGAUGUUCGUAAAGCUGCAGAAGUUUUCUUUGCUGAAAUAUUAAGAAUUUGUGGACAUGAAAUGGUGACCAAAAACUUGAGAGAUAUUCAGGGACCUGCUUUAGCAAUUGUUAUUGAACGGCUCAAACCUUUUGGGGCUCCGCGUGACGCAAUUGAAUCAGGAAUAACAAUUUCAACUGGGACAACAACCAAAACCAGUUCGAAGAUUGGAAAGCCUAACGGUCCUGGUGACCAUGCUUCUCGACAAGGAAGCAGAGUUCGAUCUUCAAGAGUUCUUUCGACAAAGAGCUCAAGGCAAGAGUCCAAUGUGUCUAUUCAGGACAUCUCUAUCCUGUCACAGGCUUUGAUAAAUGUCAAGGACUCAAACAAGGAUGAGAGAGAGAGAAUAGUUGCUCGCCGAUUCAAAUUUGAGGAGCUACGACUUGACCAGAUUCAAGAUCUUGAGAGUGAUUUGAUGAAGUACCUAAGGGAAGAUUUGCAUAAGAGGCUUUUAAGUACAGACUUCAAGAAGCAAGUUGAUGGGAUUGAAAUGCUACAGAAGGCACUUCAUUCCAUUGGGAAGGAAAUAAUUGCAAUUCUUGACAUUGUUUUACGAUGGUUUGUCUUGAGAUUCUGUGAAUCUAACACAUCAUGCUUAUUGAAGGUGCUGGAAUUUCUUCCAGAGCUUUUUGACAUGUUAAAGAAUGAAGGCUACACCAUGACAGAAGCUGAAGCUGCCAUUUUCCUUCCUUGCUUGGUUGAGAAGUCUGGACAUAACAUUGAAAAAGUUAGAGAGAAAAUGCGGGUGCUAAUGAAGAAAAUUAUUUACACAUACUCUGCAUCAAAGACUUAUCCCUAUAUUUUGGAGGGUCUGCGUUCUAGAAACAAUCGAACUCGGAUAGAGUGUUUAGACCUUGUUGGCUUCUUGCUUGACAACCAUGGCGCUGAGAUUAGUGGACAGUUAAAAUCCUUGCAAAUUGUUGCAAGUUUGACUGCAGAGCGGGAUGGUGAACUUCGGAAAGCUGCUUUAAAUACUAUGGUUAAUGGUUACAAAAUACUAGGUGAUGACAUUUGGAGAUAUGUGGGAAAGCUAACAGAGGCUCAGAGAAGCAUGUUAGAUGAUAGAUUUAAAUGGAAGGCUCGAGAUAUGGAUAAAAGAAAGGAGGGAAAGCCUGGGGAAGCAAGGGCUGCUUUAAGGCGCUCGGUGCGGGAUAAUGGGUCUGAUUUGGCAGAACCAAGUGGUGAAGUUUUCAAGUCCUCUGGUCCAAUCAUCAAUAGGGAUAAUUAUAACCAAACUGAGCAUCCAAAGGGAAGGCAUGAGGUUCCUUUGGAGAGGCAUCAAGUGCCUUUACCAGCUUCUGCUGCAAAUGGCCCCACAGACUGGAAAGAAUCUCUGGAUAUUAUAGUUUAUGGUUCACCAGAACAGGUCAUUGAAGGAAUGAAAGUCGUAUGCCAUGAAUUGUUGAUGGCUAUGAAUGAUCCUGAUGGCAGUGGAAUGGAUGAAAUUCUAAAGGAUGCUGAUAGGAUUGUAUUGUGCUUAGCAAAUAAGGUUGGCAAGACUUUUGAGUUCAGCCUGAUGGGUGCCUCGUCAAGGUCUUGUAAAUAUGUACUCAAUACACUUAUGCAGACAUUUCAAAUUAAAAAUCUCGCUAACGCAGUCAAGGAAAGCACCCUUGAUAUUCUCAUUACUGAGCUUUUGCUUUGGCUUCUGGAUGAAAGAGUUCCCCACAUGGAUGAUGGAAGUCAACUUCUGAAAGCCUUGAAUGUUCUGAUGCUUAAGAUCUUGGAUAAUGCUGAUCGAACUUCAUCAUUUGCUGUGCUUAUUAAUCUCUUACGGCCACUGAACCCAUCAAGGUGGCCAUCUCCAGUAACACAUGAUUCCCUUGCUAUUAGAAACCAGAAGUUCUCAGAUUUGGUCGUGAAAUGUCUUAUCAAACUUACAAAGGUUCUUCAAAGUACUAUUCAUGAUGUGGAUCUUGAUCGGGUCCUCCAAAGCAUCCACAUAUACCUACAAGAACUUGGCAUGGAAGAAAUCCGCAGAAGAGCUGGGGCGGAUGACAAACCACUGCGAAUGGUAAAAACUGUUCUGCAUGAACUUGUUAAGCUCCGUGGAACUUCCAUAAAGGGUCAUCUUUCUAUGGUACCAAUUGACAUGCAACCACCACCUAUUAUUCUUGCGUACAUCGAUCUUAAUCUUCAGACAUUGGCAGCUGCAAGAAUGUUGACUCCCUCUGUACCCGGCCAGAAUCAUUGGAGUGAUUCUGCUGCAAACAAUCCCACACCUGCAACCCAUUCUGCUGAUGCACAACUGAAGCUAGAAUUGGCUGCUAUAUUCAAGAAGAUUGGGGAUAAACAGACCUGCAGCAUUGGUCUCUACGAGUUAUAUAGAAUCACACAGUUAUAUCCUAAAGUUGACAUAUUUGCUCAGCUGCAGAAUGCCAGUGAAGCAUUCCGAACAUAUAUUAGAGAUGGUUUAGCUCAGAUGGAGAAGAAUGCAGCAGCAGGAAGAACACCUUCUAGUGUUCCUAUAUCAACGCCUCCACCUGCAGUGCUAAAUCUAUCUUCCCCGAAAUUUAGCCCUGUAUUUCCUGUAAAUACAAACCCUCUGGGUGAUUCAAAAUCCAUAAACUCCAAAUCGGAACCCACUAACUUCAGUCUACCGUUAUCUUAUGCUGAGGAAAGAACUAAUAAUGUAGUGCUUCCAUCAGAGUUGCACCUGCAACCAGGAGAACACAGAGUCGAAAAAUUUCCCUCUGCAGUGUCUAGUGGAACUUUAGAUGCUAUAAGGGAAAGAAUGAAAAGCAUCCAAUUAGCAGCAGCUGCCGGGAACCCAGAUCUUCCGUUGAUGGCCAGGAAUGGGAACGUCAGCCAUGGACGAUCAAAUCAACUUCCUUCAGCCGCUGAACAUACUAUCAGUGGAAAUCCAUAUCCCCAGCAGAGUGGGGUUCUUCCCAUGGAUGAAAAGGCCCUCUCAGGGCUUCAGGCACGCAUGGAGAGGCUAAAAAGCGGUUGUCUUGAACCAUUUUAGGAAAGAAAAGGAUAAACAUUAAACAGUGCUUCAUACGACGAGAUCUUCUUCAAAGCCCCCCAUGGUGUUUUCGUAUAACACUUAUAAACAGAUAAUACUCAAAUCUUAAUUUUGCAGCUUAGGCUAAUGCUUCAGUGUGCUAUAUACCCCUGCUCGAUAGGAUUACUUUUGUAUAUAUUGUAGGUUUAUCAUUUUUGGCUGCUACCAUUAUCAACAGGGAUUUCUCUGAUAAAUCCCAGUUUUGUUCAAUGUAUCAAAUAGUUGGCGUGGUUCUCAUAUUUUGUUAGAAACAAAUGUAUGAUUAUAGUAAAAACAUCCAAAUAUGUUAUAUUAAAGGAAAACCAUGUUUU
This is a messenger RNA of Ipomoea nil (Japanese morning glory), 6683 nucleotides long. RefSeq names its product protein MOR1-like. Gene Ontology annotation, molecular function: microtubule plus end polymerase activity; microtubule plus-end binding. The transcript has 54 exons. The record is from RefSeq and is a predicted model, not a curated record. Bases 244 to 6333 code for a protein of 2029 amino acids. NCBI's taxonomy places the organism in Eukaryota, Viridiplantae, Streptophyta, Magnoliopsida, Solanales, Convolvulaceae. Gene Ontology annotation, biological process: mitotic spindle organization; establishment or maintenance of microtubule cytoskeleton polarity; microtubule polymerization. Gene Ontology annotation, cellular component: microtubule plus-end; centrosome; kinetochore.